AGGAGGGGAGGGAGGGGUGUGACUACCAGCCGACCGUCGACAGUUUCCAGUUUCCAGAGCUCAGUGAAAAAAAAAAAAAAGAUGAGGAGCUGCUCUCUUCUGCCGAACAACGAAGAAAGACUUAAAGUUCAACAGAAAAGAAAGGAGCUAAGAUAAUCGACUGCGAUGAAAUGUGCGUCCAAAAGUGCGGGAUUGACUUUAAAAACAAAGCGAACUGCGAGCAUCCAGAGUUGAACACAGUGGACACUGCGCUCCCUGCUCAAGUCUGACCUCGAGUGUCGGCAGCUGGUAUUUUUUGGACAAUGAUCAACUCUCAGAUCCAGCUCCACUACAACUACACAGGAAAGCUGGCCAACCGGCCAAGCAUUGGCGUGAGCCCCGGCACUGUGGACACCAAAACCGUAGUUUUCCUCAUCGUUUGCAGCUUCAUCGUCUUGGAGAACCUCACAGUGCUUGUAGCCAUAUGGAGGAACCACAGGUUCCACAACCGCAUGUACUUCUUCAUCGGUAACCUGGCAAUGUGCGACCUGCUGGCUGGAGUCGCUUACCUGGUCAACCUGCUCCUGUCUGGAGAGAAGACCCUGCAGCUCUCACCUGCUCUCUGGUUUGUGAGAGAGGGGAGCAUGUUUGUAGCACUUGGAGCCUCCAUUUUCAGUCUCCUGGCUAUUGCUAUAGAGAGACACCUUACUAUGAUCAAAAUGAGGCCUUAUGAUGCAAACAAGAACUACAGGGUAUUUCUGCUCAUAGGGACCUGCUGGCUGAUUGCUAUAUCACUUGGAGCUUUGCCUAUUCUGGGCUGGAACUGCCUGAAUAACCUCCCUGAUUGCUCCACAAUCCUCCCUCUUUACACCAAGAAAUAUGUUGCUUUCUGCAUCACGGUUUUCAUACUUUUGCUCUCAGCCAUAGCCAUCCUGUAUGCCCGCAUCUACAUCUUGGUCAAGUCCAGUAGCCGAAAGGUGAGCAAGCACAGCAGUUCAGAGCACGCCAUGUCCCUACUGCGCACUGUCAUCAUCGUAGUUGGAGUUUUCAUCGCCUGCUGGACUCCCCUCUUUGUCCUGCUCCUGGUGGAUGUAGCGUCCGAGCAGAGGUCCCCCAUUCUUUACAAAGCCGACUGGUUCAUUGGGCUGGCUGUGCUCAACUCCGCGAUGAACCCAGUCAUCUACACUCUGGCCAGCCGCGAGAUGAGGCGAGCUUUCCUGGGUCUGGUUUGCGGCUUUUGCUACAGGGCGAAGGCGUCUGUGAACGGAAGCGGAAACAGACAGUCCCUGGAGCCCAGCCGCAGCAGGAGCAAGUCGUGGAGCAGCCAGAACCAGCAGGGCUCCAGGCAGUCAGAGCCGGAGAGAGGACAGGAGUCAGACAGGGGCCACGGAGAGGUUUCAGUGGUAGCUGGAGCAAGCAGAGGUACCGCUGAGGCUGCGAGUGACAGAGAAGAUUAAAAGGAGAGAGGAGUAAUUUACAGUAAUACUCUGAGCUUACGGGCUUGUGCAGUAGUCACAACGGAGAGCAUUGUUCCCAAAAAAAGGGUUUCUUUAAAUGAAGGGUAGAUUUCUGACAUUAGCUGCAGGGCAGUGCUUUCUUUUUGCUAUAUGUUCAUCAUCUGUAAUGUAUGGCUCUUUCAAGUCCAGCCUCCAGUGCUCAAAACUUGCCAGAGUUUGGAGUCACAUUGUCCUAUUUUUGUUGUUGGGUUUUUUUGCUGGAUAACAGUCACUUCCACAGAUGACUGGUGCUCUUACCCUCAACAGAAAGGACUUUUACCUCCGUAGUUGCAGCUGUGAGCUCCUAUGAUAAAUAAGAAGCGAAAAUUUACCCGCAGUUACCAAAUAAGUGCAAUUAUAUCACUGCAAAAACCAAUGUAAUGAAGAAUGAUUGUAGACUAUCGUUAUUGCAAUGACACACAGCUGAAGGUAUUUAUUAAUCUACGUAGUUUGUAUUUACUCAGUAAUCCUACAGUAUGCUGGGCAGUUACUGUAAUCUGCAUUGUAUAAUAACCAAGGCAAGAGUUACUCAUAGCGAAGAAACAAACAGGUGCUUUUUUUGUAUUAUAUCAGUAGCAUUGGGUUCAAAAUGAAAGCGUUUGCGAUACAAGGGCUCCAUCUGCUGGUCUUACUCAGUACUGCUGCAUGUUUACUAUGCAGCUACAGCAGUUCUUUGUGUGCGUUUGCUUUGAGCUUUAAAAGCAUGAUGCUAGAAAGCUGAAGACUGUAAAGAGGCACGUGAAUGCAGCAUGUGAAAUACAAAUUGCACAUAUUCAUGUUAGAUAAAAAAAAAAAUCAUCUUUCACUCAGUAAAUUAAAAUGGAAAACUAUUAAAUUUACUGUGUAACAAUUCAUUAGAAUCACCUUAUGGCCAAGAGAGUGCAGCUCUGCUUUGUUUAUGAAAAGAACUUAUAUAAAGGCUUGGUUCACCAAAAAAAGUAUUUACUGUGUAAUCUAGCCAUGCUUUUGAUUUUGUUAGUCAAGAUUUAGAAGCAUGGGUCUCACUGUAGCUCACCUGGCUGUACAGGUGACUCAGUGCUGAAGGCUGCUGCAGAGGUUCAGCUCUGAGUCUGACCCAGACCAUUUUCUGCAUGUCCUUACCGCAACUCUUUUCCCUGCUUUCCUGUCCACUCCCUGUACUGCACCAUCUAAUAAAGGCUGAAAAUGCAAAAGAAAAGAAAAAGAAAAAAAAAAGAUGUAAAAUAUUAUGUUUUAAAGAUAUCUGGAGGCAAUCUAACACACAAUGCAUAUACACUAAGUUGUGUUUUCCAUGGCUCAUAACAUCUAUUUCCUAAAACCAAUUUCCAGUCACUGUGGACAAUCCACAGACCGCACCUGGAACUUAUUUACUCUUACUUUUCAUGGGAACUAAUAUAAAUAGUGCGGACUGUGGAUGACUCAGAGUAACAUAUCUCAAAGACAAGUAUAUGUGAAUGUGGGUAAAUUAAAACCACCUGCGUGUUUUAGAUGAGAAAUCUGUGACUCAUGAGCAGAAAUAUUAAUACCUGAAACUAUUACAGCAGAGAAACAACAGUGAUUCUACACAUUCACGGUUUUAUUGCCAACAGUCAUACAGAAUAAUGAUUAACUAAUACAACCAAAAGAUUAAAUCUGUAAACAUCA
Messenger RNA from Oreochromis niloticus (Nile tilapia), 3098 nucleotides. It is a transcript of the gene s1pr3b, whose product is annotated as sphingosine-1-phosphate receptor 3b. NCBI's taxonomy places the organism in Eukaryota, Metazoa, Chordata, Actinopteri, Cichliformes, Cichlidae. The transcript is spliced from 2 exons. Bases 303 to 1436 code for a protein of 377 amino acids. Gene Ontology annotation, cellular component: membrane. The record is from RefSeq and is a predicted model, not a curated record. Gene Ontology annotation, molecular function: sphingosine-1-phosphate receptor activity. Gene Ontology annotation, biological process: G protein-coupled receptor signaling pathway.